Molecule: messenger RNA, 3043 nt
Organism: Athalia rosae (coleseed sawfly)
Lineage: Eukaryota; Metazoa; Arthropoda; Insecta; Hymenoptera; Athaliidae
Gene: Nplp1
Product: neuropeptide-like 1
Exons: 4
Coding region: 177-2018 (613 amino acids)
Source: RefSeq, a predicted model, not a curated record
GGAAGCCCGCGAAACCGCUACUCGCAACGGGCAUCGCGUUCGAGUUUCAAACCCUUGUACCGAAAAAAGUCUGACGAAAAAAAGCGGGAAGAAAAUCCUUCAGGUAUUUUUUUCCACAAGAAAAAACAAUAAGAAACGAAAAGAGAGCUACCUGCACAGGUGCGGGAGCUGAAGACAUGGGAUCGUCCGUGAGGAGCUACUUGAUCACCUUGCUGCUGUACGUUUCUGUUGUCAACGAGAUCAGCUUACCGGCGGUGACAUGUCAGGACGAAGAGGGGGACCGAUGCCUGCCACGUAAAACUUUCUUCGCUCUUCUGCGUCUUCCGGAAGUCAGUCCGAAUCUGGCGGCUUAUUCCCGAACGGCUCGCAUAAUUCAGGACGCUAAAAACCGCAACGAGAUCGUUAAUCUGAAGACGUUGAGCUCCGAGGACAACGAAGACGCCGAGAUUUGCCUCCCGGUCGGGGUCUACCUCGAUCUUUUCAGCGAUCCGGCGCUCCGUGGACACCUCACGGCGAUCGGAAGGGCCCUGAAAAUGUUGGAGGAUCCGACGACCCGCACUUACCUCACCAACGAGGACCUCGAGGCCGAGGCCGAUGAGGAAUUAAAUUCGGAAAAGCGUAGCAUUGCGACUCUUGCUAAAAACGGCGAUCUUCCGAUAUCGAUUCAAGACAAAGGCGACGAGGAAGAAGAGGAGGAAAAGAGGAGCCUCACCACUCUCGUGCGAGAUGGUUCUCUCAGCAGAGACGACCUCGAGGCGUUACUGGGCUACGUCGAAAUGGAAAAGAGGAACAUCGCCGCGUUGGCCAGGGAUUACGCGCUUCCGAACGGUAAACGUAACGUCGCCAGUCUUGCCAGGGACUUCGCUCUUCCGACGACAAAUUCUGCCGGGGGUAAAAGAAACGUGGCGGCUUUGGCUCGUGAUUUCGCUCUUCCUUCGGGAAAGAGGAACGUCGCCAGCCUGGCCAGGGACUUUGCCCUUCCUCCUUCGGGAAAGAGGAACAUAGCCGCCCUUGCGAGGGACUACGCCCUCCCCUCGGGGAAGAGGAACAUCGCCGCACUCGCGAGGGACUACAGUCUGCCCUACGGAAAACGGUAUUUGGACAUUUUUUCGCGAGGAAGCGCGCCUCGUUUCCAACCUUACCCGGGCGACAAAAGGAAUCUCGCCGCUCUCGUGAGGAACGGUGAUCUCCCCAUGAUUAAUUACAAGCGCAACGUCGCGGCUUUAGCUAGAGAAUGGACUCUGCCAACGCAGAAUAGGUACGGAAGGUCACUCGAUACCAUCGAGGCGAAGGCGGAACUGGGUAACCGCGAAGGUAGACAGCGGGAAACGUCGAUCGAAGGGGACGCGUUCGGAUAUCGCGACAAAGCUCGGAAAAUCGAAGGUGAGGAUGCCAACGAGAGGAAGCUAGAGGCUCUGGCAGGUUCCAAUAGAUCGGCAUCGAAACAUGGAGAUUCCAAGGAUUCUAGAAAGGACAAAUCCAAGGGUCAAUCGCCGGGGAAAAAAGUGGUCAACGGCAAAAGGCCGAAGCGACAAAUCGAUUUUUCGAACGAGUAUCCUCUUCCAUUUAUGCAGAAAACCAACGUACCCGAUUACGAGGAAAUGAUAGAGGCGCUGACCGGUGAAUAUCCGAACACGGAGAAGAGAUUCAUGGAGGUACCGCCGUUGGAGAUGAACGCCGAUAACGACGAAGUAUUCUACGUCUCACCGCCGGUGAAGAAGCACAUCGGGGCCCUGGCUCGCCAGGGGUGGCUACCUUCGUUCAGAACCGCGAGGUUUUCCCGGUCCCCGCGGUACCUGGUGAACAGGGAGAAUUCCGCAGAUGGGACCACGGCCGACGACCCCACCAACCCGUCGGCUCGGUCGUUAGGAUUCCGACACCCUUCAAACCGCUAUUCCCGGUCUCAGCAUGUAACAUUCGGGGAUUGCCGGCAUGGUUUCAAAAGAUUUUUCCUUGUACCGGCCGUCGACAAACAACUUCUCUUACACAAACUUUACACAACUCCAAGAAAUCUAUAGAUAUUACUUAAUGAAUAAUACAUAUAUAUAUAUAAAUAUACACACACAAAGAUAUACAUAUAUAGCUACCGUUCAAUAUAAUGCGUAAAAGCCAAUAAUCAAUUAACCGUCAUCACCAAUCAGUCAGAGUCAAUCGAUGAUUGAAGAAUAAAAAUAUUCAUAAUUCUUGUCUGCUAGAUUAAGAAUUCCUUCGAUAUCUUGGCGAUUAUAAACGAUCGUCAGUAGAGAUUAUUAAUAAGCUAUGAAAACUCAACGUUUGUUGUCCCUGAAAAUAAUUUCGUCACAGGAACGGAGAAAGUUAAACUCAUUUAAAUUCGAUGAAUCGCUGCACUAGAUGUAUAAAAAAGCAAAAUCAUAAAAUUUGAUAAUACGUGACGUUACGUUUUUUUGACGGUAAUACUUUAUACAUUAUAUUGUACAAUAAUGCUUUACGGUAUACCUAAAUUAUCACUAAACUAUCACUUUAUAGAAAUAUGAACAAUAAUCUUAAUAAUUACGAUAAUUACUAUAAUUUUUAUUCUAAUGAUAAUGAUAAAUUAUAUAAUAACGAUAAUAAUAAUUUUAACAAUAACUUUUGAAAAUAAUAAGAGAUAACAAUAACAGAUAAUGAUAUUAUUAAUAACGAUAACGAUAAUAAUAACAACAAUCAUAUAAUAUAGAUCGGUGGAAGGUUUCAUUGAUUUGAUGACAAGCAAAGUAGAAGGAGAAAAUGUCUAUGAAAUGAAAUUUUUUGCUAGUUCCUAUUUUCAAUAGCAGAUACAAAAUAUACCAUUUUUUUUUAUUCCAUAAAAUAUUUUGAACCUACGAUCUCACAUUUUCUGUUGGUUAUCCGAUCGGUGAUGCGGCAGAAAUUGUAAAUGGCAAGAAGUAUACAUAUGAUUGUAUGAAAAAAAAAUCAAAAAAAUCAACAAAAAAAAAAAGAUUAUCGUAUUAACUCUAUUAAAAAACAUGAUAGUAUUAAGGUGGCUGGAACGACGGUGAAUAUUUCACCGUCGGCUAAAAUUGCUGUGGAUGACACAUAAUAA